Molecule: messenger RNA, 1195 nt
Organism: Tribolium madens (black flour beetle)
Lineage: Eukaryota; Metazoa; Arthropoda; Insecta; Coleoptera; Tenebrionidae
Product: zinc finger protein 14-like
Exons: 2
Coding region: 106-990 (294 amino acids)
Biological process (GO): regulation of transcription by RNA polymerase II
Cellular component (GO): nucleus
Molecular function (GO): RNA polymerase II transcription regulatory region sequence-specific DNA binding; DNA-binding transcription factor activity, RNA polymerase II-specific
Source: RefSeq, a predicted model, not a curated record
UUUGUCAACUGUCAAUUUUGCGUUUGUUUACUUUUAAUAUUUUUCUGUUAUUUUUUGGUUCUUUUUGGUUUUAAUAUUAAAUUGGUUUGCUUUGUUCACAUAACAAUGGAAAAAGUAAAAAACGGUGUUAUUUCGCCACCCCCAGCCCCAGACUUGAAUGGAAACACCCCAAAGACCCUCAAAAAUUGUAACGGAAUUGCCAAAAUCAAAGACCAAAUUGUAACCGAAGACGGUCGUGUUUUCUACCCUUGCCAAUUCUGUAACAAAGUCUUCCCAAUUAAAAAAUCGCGGACUUCACACAUCCAGAAAUGCCCGGCUAAAGAGUACAUUUUAUCAGUCGGGGAUGACAGUAAAAUUCUUGUGAAAAAUCCUGAAAAACCAUCCGAAUUGAAGAAAAUUGACAUAAAGCAAAACAUUGUUUUAAACGAACAAACAGACGUUGAGAAGGAUUCAUCAAAGUCACCUCCUAUUAAGUUGACAAUCAAACGCAGCCCCAGCAAUGGUAACAAAGGUUCCGAACAUUUCACAGUCUCAAAUUCGCUCGUUUUGAAAGAAAAAAACGACACUGACGAUUUUAACACAAUUGCCAAAAGACUCGAAAGUAAUUCAGUGACAAUAACAAAGCAGUCUUCAAAAAACGACCAGAAACCGCCCCCUGAAAGCGAUGAUUUUAAUGAGUUUACUUGUCGCGAGUGCAAGAAGGAAUUCAGGUCCUCUUUGGAAUUAUUAAGACACGGACGGAAAGUUCAUUCUUAUCCCAAAGUCUUGAUGGCUUUAAGCGAAGUUAAAAAGUUUUACACGUCGAAAGACAGGUCGGAGUGCCCCAUCUGUCAUAAACCUCUCAAAACGAAUUUUCGGUCAGCGUUUGUUAAACAUUUGCUUACGCAUACGAAUGAAAUGAAGUAUUCAUGUAAAGUCUGUAACAAAAAAUUCCGCAGGGCCGAUCAUAUGAAAGCGCACGAGAAACGGCAUGUUAUUAAAGAUAAGUAAUUGUUAAGGAUUUUAUAUUUUAGGCAUAUUUAUUGUUUACUCAGUUAGACUUGUUAAGCAACCAGUUAUGUAUUUUUAUGUAUGGUUUAGCGUGUUACAUUAAUAAUAUACAUUUUAUCAUUAAUGUUUUUUAAAGUAUGAAGAUUGAUUUGAGAUUUGAUUGGCAUAGAAUGUAUCGCCAUUUUUUGACAAAUAUAUUUUUUGC